Messenger RNA from Gastrolobium bilobum, 1266 nucleotides. Its product is annotated as protein PIN-LIKES 3-like. Gene Ontology annotation, cellular component: membrane. The record is from RefSeq and is a predicted model, not a curated record. Lineage: Eukaryota; Viridiplantae; Streptophyta; Magnoliopsida; Fabales; Fabaceae. The coding region runs from base 1 to 1266 and encodes 421 amino acids. The transcript is spliced from 10 exons. Gene Ontology annotation, biological process: endoplasmic reticulum to cytosol auxin transport.
AUGGAUUUUUGGAACCUUUUUGUUGUUGCAUUAAUGCCAGUUCUCAAGGUACUGUUGAUUACUGUUGUUGGCACAUUACUUGCACUUAAUCGAUUUGGCAUACUCAAGGAAACUGCCAGAAAAAACUUGAAUACCAUGGUAUUUUUUGUCUUCGCUCCUGCUCUUGUUUAUAGUAGCCUGGCUGAAAGAAUAACUUUAAGGAGCAUGGUGAUGUUGUGGUUCAUGCCAUUGAAUGUUCUUCUCACAUUUAUUAUUGGGACAAUUUUUGGAUGGUUACUUGUUAAAAUAAUUAGAGUUCCUCAUGAUCUUCAAGGCCUUGUAUUGGGGUGUUGUGCUGCAGGAAAUCUGGGAAAUUUGCCUCUUAUCAUAGUUCCAGCUGUUUGCAAAGAAAAUAGUCCUUUUGGAGAUGUUGAUGUUUGUUACAAAAAUGGAGUAGCAUAUGCUUCUCUAUCAAUGGCAUUAGGAUCCUUUUGCAUUUGGACUUAUGUGUACAACAUUGUCCGCAUAUACUCACACAAAAUUACCAAUGAAGUCAAAGUUGACGAUUCUGCUAUGAAUCCAGUGUCUGCAAGUACAACAGAAACUGAUCCAGAAAAUGUUUCAACAUGUUCCACAGGAGAAUUGGUUAUUGUGGAUAAUAGAUCACAGACUAAAGAUCAUGUGAAACAAUUUGAAAUUGCUUGUACAGUGCCUGAUGGACAAGCUAAGGUACCCAAAAAGGAAAAGAUUAUGAAACAGCUGAAAAUAUUAGCUGAAAAGAUCAACCUGAAGGUACUAUUUGCACCUGCCACGAUUGCAACGAUUGUUGGUUUAACAAUUGGUAUAGUCCCUCAAUUUCGAAAACUAUUAGUUGGUAACAAUGCUCCUCUCCAUGUGGUUCAGGACUCUGUAGUCAUGCUUGGAGAUGCAGGCAUUCCAGCAAUGACCUUAUUAGUGGGGGCAAAUCUAAUUAAGGGUUUAAAAGGAAUAAGAAAGCAGCUUCCACUUGUUGUUGGCAUUACUUCGGUUAGAUUCAUUGCCUUGCCAGCAAUAGGAAUAGGCAUUAUUAAAGGUGCCAUUCAUUUUGGCUUGAUCCACCCUGAUCCUUUGUAUCAAUUUCUUUUACUUCUUCAAUUUGCCCUUCCACCUGCGGUAAAUAUAAGUACGUUUACUCAAUUAUUUGGAGCUGGUGAAGGUGAAUGCUCAGUUAUCAUGUUAGCAACUUACUCUUGUGCUGCUGUUUCGCUUACACUAUGGUGCACAUUUUUUAUGUGGCUUGUACUAUAA